Messenger RNA from Mesocestoides corti, 1344 nucleotides. NCBI's taxonomy places the organism in Eukaryota, Metazoa, Platyhelminthes, Cestoda, Cyclophyllidea, Mesocestoididae. The record is from the annotation of a GenBank genome assembly.
AUGGCCGCCAUCAAUAAUUCGGAUCUAGGUUCAAACGCUGGUGACGAAGAUACCGCCAAAUCAGCACUAACUCCAGAUGAAAACUCUCGCGAUUCCCAUCAGAAUAAUGGUUCAUCCACUCCUGAACCGCCUGCUGCGGUCAAGGAAGUGCCACUUCGCCGAAGCAAUCGUGGAAAGGGUCGCCCAGACAGGUCGAAUCAUAGCGACGAGAGAAUGCAGUCCUGUCUGUGCGGGUCCGUGGAAUAUAAACCUGGUGAUUAUGUUUACUAUGAGGAAGCAGAAUCGGAUUACUAUGCAAUCGGCCUAAUCGAUGAAAUCAAGAUGUCAAGAAGAGACAAGUGCAACCUGAUUAUCAAAUCUUUCUGGCGCACAGGGGACGUGCCGGAGGUAUCUAAACAGGCGUUAUUAGAUAGAGAAGAUACGGAUAGCGGUGAUCCGCGAAUUCUUGCCCGGGAGUUAUUUGUAACAGAGCAUCAGUCAACAAUCUACUCAAGCCUCCUCCGUGGAAAGUGCUCUGUUGUCCAAAUGCCGGAUUUGUGCACUGCACUUAAAACAUUUAACCCCGAAGUUGAGGAUUCAUUCUUCUACGUAUACGCCUACAAUCCAGAGACGAAGCGUCUCCUAUCCACAAGAGCAGAAAUCAAGAUCGGUCCUGCUUACCAAGCAACUUGGCUGCCCCCUUGUCGAGGACUUCGACCCCUGACUCACCGCUGUGCCAAGCACAACUCCAUCCUCAAACGCCUCCGCGAGACCCAAAACACCGCCACCUCGUGUCCGCACUCCCCUCCUGCGAAACGCGCCAUGACGGCCAAAUGCUGUUGCAGCGCCGGCGACUCGAGCCACUGUGAGCACGUGUGUCUCCAGCGGGUUGACGAGAACCCACCCAAGCAGUGGGAGCAGUUGGUCUGGCUGCCCGACGCUCUCAACGGCGCCCAGGACGAAGACUGGAACUGCGACGACGACGAGGACGACGACGAGGACGCCCCCGACAGGCCGCUGAAGACGUACCUGGACGCCGUGCGCUCACUGGUUGCAAUUUUUGCCUUCGGCGGCUCUGACGACGAUCUCGUCUCGGCUGAGAAUGGUCAUGUUCUGGCGAACCUCGCGGCCACCACACAGCACGCCUACGACACCCUACACGCCUGUAAUUACAACCUUAUGAAGGCCCUCGAAGCAGUUAAAGCCAACCCAAUUGUCAGCACAGUUGUCAUGCUUUCCCUCUUUUUUGCCCUUUUCUCUCCUUCAUCGUCUCUCUUCUCCUCUUUCACCCUGUUACGUGGUUGGUUGUACCACGUCGUAUCACUUUUCGGCGUGGCUCGUCGGACAAAUGAGAGCGAUCGGUGA